Molecule: messenger RNA, 1525 nt
Organism: Sorghum bicolor (sorghum)
Lineage: Eukaryota; Viridiplantae; Streptophyta; Magnoliopsida; Poales; Poaceae
Exons: 5
Coding region: 167-1390 (407 amino acids)
Source: RefSeq, a predicted model, not a curated record
ACGCUGGGCUGUGUGGAGCCGGAACAGCUCUGGGGCUUUGCACCGGUGAUCCCGACUCCCGAGCAGAGGUGUCCUCCGUCUUGUCCUAUACCCGAUCAGAUCAGAAUCCCCUCUUCUCCUUCGUCGCUGCGGCGGACAAAACUCAAAAGAAGCCCUAGCGUCGGCGAUGGCGUCGGUGACGCAGUUCCAGUACCCAAAUCCCAGUGGCGGUUACUCCGCUCCGGGGUUUUCUUGGCCUCUUGACCCUGAACCCGCUGAUGCUGAUGGAGACGAAGAAGACGACCUCUUGGCGGUGAAGGUCAACUACAGCGAUUGGGAGGAUGAGGAUGAUCCGAUCGACUAUGAGACUACUUGCCCAGGGCAAACCUUCACCAAGGAACAAGAAGAGGAAAUAGGACUCAAAUGGAUGGAUAACUAUGUCAAAUUGAGUGCGGAAUGCUCCGAUUUGUUCAAUCAGAUUCUGAGCCAUGGAGAUGACCAUGCUUCUUUUCCUCCAAUGCCUUUGAAAGUACUCCCUGAAACAACAGAUUUAUGCAUUAAGAGAGGAUACUGCUAUCACCGUGAAUACAUGACCACUGAUACCUGCCAGACUGAAUCAACCCUUGGGUUCCACAGACCACAGGAGAUGCUGCAGAUCUUCUCUCUGAGGUUGUCAACCAAAUCUAAAUCCUAUCCCAUCAGUAUUUAUGGAAUAUUCGCCGUACGUGAUGACUUGGAGCCGUUGAGGAAUUAUGUCUUUAACCGUUCUCGGGACGAUUCUGUCAUGAUUCAUCAGGAUUCUCCUACCCUACCUCUUUGCAGCCCUUGCCGAGGAAUGUAUAUUCUGGAUCGUGCAUUAUUAGAAAUUGAUCUUUGGGUGAAAAAGGAAGGGGACAGAUCAAAUGAUGAAAAGUUACUUUCUGCAUACGUUGAGAUUUACAUGCGAUCGAAUUUCAAUAUGAGGUCCACGGGACGGAUUCACAGUGACCAUUGCAUGCUGGAUAUGGAUUACAUAUUCAUUUCAGAGAGUGUAGAGGCAGUUAUACAAGUGUUCACAACUCUUGGCAGCCCUCGUCGUGUUAGAUUCACUGCUUUCAGCAGAUAUUUUGAUAGUGAGGUCGUGCUUUUCGAUGGCAAAUGUGUUGAAAAGGGUGAAGUAUUCAAGCAUGUUGUUGCGGUUAAGGCAAAGGAAAAUUUGAUUAUCCGCUCAGAAUUGGAUAACACACUUUUUGAGUGGACUUUUCAGGAUGGUGGUGUUGGAUCUUUUAGUCAUCCUGAUGUUGAAUCAAUAUUUAAUCAGUUUCAUGUGAGAGUGUUUUUUGCUCCAAAGAACCAUGGACACAGACGAUCAAGAUACCAUGAUUGGGAAGAAAGGUGUAGAAAUAAGGCAAGUGCUGGAUUGCUGAUUUAAGUCCUCCCUGAGAUUAGAGUACUUGUUAAACUUUAACACCCCCAAUUAAACACCUAGAAUAGAACGAUGUGCUUGCACAUAUACAAGAUACCCACCGAUUUUUAUAUUUUAAUCUUUUUUAUUCAAUAUUUUUAA